This is a messenger RNA of Orcinus orca (killer whale), 786 nucleotides long. It is a transcript of the gene SNRPD3, whose product is annotated as small nuclear ribonucleoprotein D3 polypeptide. Gene Ontology annotation, biological process: RNA processing; spliceosomal snRNP assembly. NCBI's taxonomy places the organism in Eukaryota, Metazoa, Chordata, Mammalia, Artiodactyla, Delphinidae. Gene Ontology annotation, molecular function: RNA binding. The record is from RefSeq and is a predicted model, not a curated record. The coding region runs from base 222 to 602 and encodes 126 amino acids. The transcript has 4 exons. Gene Ontology annotation, cellular component: U12-type spliceosomal complex; pICln-Sm protein complex; U4 snRNP.
CAAGUUUCCCAGCCGGCAGGGUGAGGAGAAAGCAGAGGCGAGACCGCGCCCGCCACUAGGAAAAGGAAGGGGGCGGGCCCUGCGCGAGGCAUUUUGGGAACGCGUGGUAUUCUGGGAGCGCGGGACCCGCCAUUCACUCGCUUAACGCCUUCGCAGUCGCAAGAGUCACCUCCGCACCAGAAAGGAAGAGGAGACCGGAACCGAACUCUCUUCCUGCCGAGAUGUCUAUUGGCGUGCCGAUUAAAGUCCUGCAUGAGGCUGAGGGUCACAUCGUGACAUGUGAGACGAACACUGGUGAGGUGUAUCGAGGGAAGCUCAUUGAAGCGGAGGACAACAUGAACUGCCAGAUGUCCAACAUCACAGUCACAUACAGAGAUGGCCGAGUGGCACAGCUGGAGCAGGUGUACAUCCGUGGCAGCAAGAUCCGCUUUCUGAUUUUGCCUGACAUGCUGAAAAACGCACCCAUGUUAAAGAGCAUGAAAAAUAAAAACCAAGGCUCGGGGGCCGGUCGGGGAAAGGCUGCUAUUCUGAAGGCCCAAGUGGCCGCAAGAGGGAGAGGACGUGGAAUGGGCCGUGGAAACAUCUUCCAGAAACGAAGAUAAAUUUAUCUUGGACAGAACUUUGCCCUUAUUUUUUUCUUUUAGGUUAUCUGGGUCAGGGGGUGCGUGCGUAUGUAUAUGUCCUAGGUUAUCUUUUGACAUCUUUUUCUUUAGAUCUGGGUAAAUGUUAAACUAAAUAAUUGUUGUGGGUUUUUCUCUUUUUGAGAAUAUAAGGACUGUGUGUUCA